Molecule: messenger RNA, 3070 nt
Organism: Heterotrigona itama
Lineage: Eukaryota; Metazoa; Arthropoda; Insecta; Hymenoptera; Apidae
Source: the annotation of a GenBank genome assembly
AUGGCACACCGCUUCGCCAGAAUAAUUUGCAGUUUUCACGAACAGCAGAGCGAAGAGGAUAAGUUCGGGAAAGUGGUGGCGCUCGCAUAAGUUGGUUAAAGUUAAACUGUUCAAAGAGGAAAUUUGUUUUUGCAACUAGGUGAGAGUUGGCUAUAUAACGCGCUUUAGAACAAGCCGUGUCUAGUUAGGAAUCUUUCCUUUUUUCUUUUUUUUUUUUUGCGAAACCUUAUUUCGUGUUGCUGGUUAUUAUAUGCUCGCGGUCAAAUUGUGCAUAAUAACCGGAAGAUUUAAAUUUGAGAGAAGGUUACACAGAGAAAGGAUUAAAUUGUUUGGAAACCCGUCACGGACAAAUAGCAGGGAAUUUAAUGUAGAAAAUUUGAAAAUUUGUUUAAGAGUUUAGAAUAUUAUUUUAUUUGUUUAAGAGUUUAGAAUAUAAAUUUAUUAAGAAUUGUUAAAAAGAUUUACUACAGAAGAAGAAAAUUGUCGUAGCAUUAUACUGAAAAUUGAUGAAAUACAUUGGAUAAUUAGUAUUCAGAUCUAUAUUGAGAUUUUGGGUGUAUAUACUAACGCAAUUAUACGUUAGAUUAUAUCAUCGGGGUUUUUAUUUUACGUAUAAAAUCUGACGGUAAACACGCUAAAAUGAGAUUUCAUUGGAAUUCAUGGGGAAAUUUUAUGUUUACUGAAAUAACUUCAAUAUUUGAACAAGUUUGACUUCUUGGUAUAAUAUUACAGUUAAAAAUUUAAUACGCGUUCUUAAUGAGUUUAAUUGAGUUUGAUUUAAGAGUUUGGGAUUUAACUAUUGAACGAAUGGAGUUUUCACAGUAAGUUGUUAAUCGAAUGUUACUUUGAAGUCCAGUAGAAAUUAUUACUACGUUUAACUUCCACUGUUUAACAAAUUUUUUUACAUGUAAUAACAUGAAAGUAUCAAAAACAGAUUUCAUUUGAAUUCCUUCGAAUCAAAAACACAUGUACGAGAGUUGAAAUCGAGCGCUGUGUUUAUCAAGUUCUCGGCGAAUGAACCGAAAACUGACUGGAAAUAGAAAUUAUCCGAUGUCAGUUUCGAUCUCGUGUAGAAUUUAACAAAGUUUCAGGACAAUCUGAAUUUUGAAGGAAGCGAAGUUUUCUUGUUAGCCUGAAAGCAGCUCAAGAUUCAUAUUCAAUAUUUAGCACCACUCUUCAAAGAGUAACUAAUAACUGCAAGAAGUUGCAUCGAAUUUAGAAAAAAAAAAAGACUGAAAAUAUCAUCGUUAAAAUUAAUGUACUUAUACUAUAUUUGGAUAUUUAUCCAAAUUCAAAGAAAAAUUAUACUGCUUUACUGUCACUUAACGGUUGAAGAGAAAUAUUCCGUUACGAAAUAGCGAAAGAAAGAAUCUUCGUGAAAAUUGAACAAUACUGGUAAUCAGUCAUUAUAUCCAUUUCAAUUCACAAGUAGUUUCGUUUAUAUUUUGUUCAAAUGUUCGAGAGAUAAUCUAACGUGCUUAAAAUUUGACAAGCCAAAAUUUCCUUCCUCCGUAAUACUAUCUUAUAGUGACACUUUGUGUUCUUUUUUUUUUUCUUUUCAGUAAAGCCACUGGUCGUGCAGAUUUUGACGAAGGAGCCUCGAGUUUCCGCUGACAAGAACUACGAUGUGGAGUGCAGGACAAGUGGUUCUAGACCAGAAGCAGUAAUUACUUGGUGGAAGGCGGAAAAGCAGAUUAAGAAAAUGGCGCAAAACGUAAGCUUUGUCGAGGAUAAAUUCCCAACAAUUUCCAACGAGUACCCGCUGGAAAAUAACGAGAGCCUCAGCGUGCUGAGUUUCGUGCCAAGCAUCGACGACGAUGGCAAAUACUUAACUUGUCGGGCGGAGAAUCUUGCUAUUCCUGGCAGCGCUUUGGAGGACAAGUGGAGACUGGACGUGCAAUAUCAGCCGGUAGUCACUUUGAAGAUGGGAAAGACCUUGAAUCCCGAUGAUAUCAAAGAGGGUGACGACGUCUACUUCGAGUGCUCGGUUAAGGCCAAUCCGAAAGUGUACAAGCUUGCCUGGUUCAAAGACGGCAAGGAGCUGAAAAACAAUGCCACGGCAGGUAUCGUUCUCAGCGAUCAUUCUCUAGUUCUUCAGCGUAUAACUCGAUACUCGGCGGGUGAUUACACUUGUCUUGUUGCCAACAGCGAAGGGAAAACUGCCAACACGCCAGUUUGCAAGGAGGGCAGAAGCGAGGUAGUCGUUGGCGCGCUGAAGCAGGAAACCGUAUCGCUGGUUUGUUCCGUGGAGAGCCACCCGGCCCCGUUGAUUUUCCACUGGACAUUCAAUAAUUCCGGCGAAUUGGUGGAGGUGCCUCAUUCUCGUUACUCUCAUAUGGUGGCGGCGGUCGGCACGCCGUCCGUUGCCGAAAGCUUGAAGGAGUAUCCACAGUUCCACGGGUCCAGGCUGAACUACACACCCGCAACGGAAAUGGACUACGGCACGGUAGCGUGCUGGGCGAGCAACCAGGUUGGCAAGCAACGAACGCCAUGUCUCUUUCAGGUGAUAGCCGCAGGACGUCCGUACGCUCUGCACAACUGCAGCACGACGGAAAUGUCCGCGCCUUUGGACGCGGAGGAACUGAACGCCAAGUCCGGGACAGGACUGAUCGUUCGCUGCUUGGAGGGUUACGACGGUGGCCUUCCGAUCCACAGCUACCAGCUGGAAGUGGUGGCGGACGAGGACGGUGGGCCAAUUUUAUUGAACAAAACCGUGCCUGCCAGCCCGAACGGGCCGACUUUCGAGGUGGCAGGCCUAACGACAGGAAGGAGUUAUCGACUUUUUCUGUACGCGAUUAAUGCAAAGGGGAGGAGCGAGCCUGCCAUUCUCGAGCCAGUGACCCUGAAGGGUGUCGCCAUGUACACGACCGGAAGAUUUUGUCCUGGAAAUCUGCAAUUCAUGAAUCCUCAUAAUCCCCUAAGGGGUUGUUUACAAGAACCAGCGCAAGCCACCGGAAUAUGUAACAAGAUAGACCAAUUCUCUGCGUAUUAUAAAAUACGAUUCUAUAAUCUGCACAUAUGCUACAUUAUCAUUGUCCUCUUAUCGAAAUGUCGUUUGCACGAUAAUUAG